AGGACACUGGGGUAGCUCCGGGAAAUCGGGGGGUUUGUAGUCUGAUCCUGGCUUCUGCGUGUGUUUAGGCUCGAAAACAACACGGGGCAGAAAAUGUUUAGCCUUUAAAUCCUUUGUUUGCAUCAGUGUGGCCUGUGUGUAUAUAUAGGCUAAAUAUAUAUAUAUAUCAUCAGAGCUAACAGCAACAGAGCGCGCGCUACACAAGGUAACAGACGCGUUAGAAUUUUCGCGCUUUCCGCGUGCGCUCCUUUGACGUGUGAGGAGGAGAAGGAGGCCUACAGUGAGUCAAAAAAAACCCUUUAAACCUCACGUUUGUUCUUUAAACACGCCGGGUUGGGGCUGUGCACUGUGUUUCUCAGCCUAGCUGCGUGGGAACGAGUUCAUCUGAAGUUGGCCAUCCAACAGCUGAUCCUGGGUUAAGUGUGUACAGCACUGAAUCCAGACUGACAACUGGAGCAUACAAAUAACUGCCAGGCAACGGCUGAGAUGAAACCUGAUGGGGUUGCUACAACUCCGGCUGAGCCAACAGAUGAUGUGGUGGAGCCUGUUCCUGAAGCAGCUGCCACUGAGGAGCAGGUCCAACAAGACUCGAGCCCAUCAUCUCCACAGCCUAAUAAGCCUGAAAAUGAAGGUGAGCAAGAAGGAGCAAAUUCAACACUGCCUCCUCCUGCGAAAGAGGUCAAUGGGAAAUUCUCAAAACCUAAGGACAAAACUAAAGCCCCAAUGAAGACCAAGCCAGCAAGCACUAAAGCAACAAUCACAACAGGUGCUGCAUCUCGCCCUACUACCACUCAAAGCCAAGUGGCCAAUGGUGUUAUGAAGACCGCUUCAAAUGGUGCAAGCAAGAAACCUAUGAGUAUGACCUCAGAGAUCAAGAAAAAUGCCCCUGUUGGAGCAUCCACUCAAGUCAAGAAAGUGCCCACUGCUCCAAGGAUGCAGGUGAAGGCAGCUGAACAAAAAGCUGUUACGUCUGCCAGGCCAGUAUCCUCCACAAGUAGUGGGACAAGAAAAACAGUAGCAGCAUCCUCGUCAACACUGAGCAAAAAGCCAGUCACAGGAGGCAGCAAUGCUGUAGUCAAACCCAAGACCACAGCACCAAGGCCUGCUACUGCACCUGCUGCCAAAGCCAGUGUUUCAGCUGCCCCCAAUGCUGCCCCUAUUCCCAAGACAGCCAGGCCUACUGUAGCAACUGCUUCUCGUCCUACCACUUCCUCAGCGCCAGUUAGACUAACAACCACUGCUAGUAAAUCUUCAGCCUUAAGAACAACUGUCUCUGCUCCCUCUGCUGCCCACUCUGCAUCAUCACAGCCUUCCAAGGUCUCCACUACCAUAGCAGCUAAAAAAGAUAUAAAAACCACCACCAGUGCAGUGGCCAGAAAACCGUUAGCCUCUACCACCACACGCUCUACAGCUACAAAGGCCUCCAAACCUGAACCCCCCAAACCUGUUACAGCUGCCAAACGAUUACCUACAGACACUAAAACAUCUCAACCAAAAAUGGAUGAAACUAGGCAAGUACCAACACGGAAGGUCCCUCCAAGUCCCCGAAACACUUCCUCACGCACUGCUUCAGGCAAAAUGGCUACAGAGUUUGGUAACCACAAGCAGGGAGUAAGUAGUAACCUAGUCUCUGUGAAGCGUCAAACAGCCAAACCAACGCAAUCUGUUUUGCCAUUAGUCAUCAAAGGAAAGCCUUUAGAAGAACAGUCAUCAGAGUCUGUGGAACCCUCUGCAAUUUUGGAAACAACUGCCUCUGUAACAAGUGCAGCCAUAGCACCUGUAGAAUCUGUGGUAGAAGCACAAACUCCUUCAGUAGAGCUAGCACAGCCUGAUCAACAGACCAGUGCACUUGUGGAAGGUCAGGGAGAAGGAGUGCAAUUACCUGCCUCAGAGCCUACAAAUGUGGACAUUGUUUCCACCAAAGAGACAACAGAUGCUGACCCAUUAGCUAUACAGUCAGUAGCUGAUGUGCCUGUACUUUUAAUGUCUAAUCCUCCACCUGUUGUACCAGAAUCUGAAAAAAAUCAUGACUACACUGCGACCAUACCACCAAUGGCACAAGAGAUGACAGAGCAAGAAUCUGUAACUGCUUCACCAUGUGAGGUCCCCGCUAAGGACUUGGAGAUUGUUGAGAAGCAAGAGCAAAUAAUUCGCAAUCUUGAUGAUGAAGAGGAAGAGGAGAGGGAGGGCAGUCAGCAGGUGUCUCUGUCUGACAUGAGUGGUACACAGCCUACUGAAGAGUCCAGGCCUGGUUCAGCUGGUCUGGCUGGUUCAGUAUGGCGAGCAGGAGGCCUGCCCUCAGAAUUUGACUCUGAGGAUGUAAGCUGCAGCCAGCAGGGGGCCUCAGAGCUUAGUGCUCCUGGUGUUUUAGAGGGCACUGAAAGUAUGGAUGAUCUAGGUGAGGCUAGCCUAAAAGGUGCUGAUGGUGAAGGUGCAUCAGCUGGCUCUCCAGACUUUGAGAAGUUCCCUGAUAUUCUGGUCAAUGAAGAUGAUGAUAAUGAUGACGACGAUGAUGAUGAUGACGAAGAUCGUGUUGAUGAUAUGGAAGUAGGAUCAGAAAUGACAGAAGACCCACACAGGCAGUGCAAUGAUAAUGAGGAUGAAGACGAUGAUGUGGAGAUGGCAAGUGAGGGUGUUACGGAGAGUGGCCUUGAAAGUUAUGGAAAUGCAGAUGAAGAUGACUUGGCAGAAGACUACAGAUUGGACAACUUGAACCGUAUGCAGCCUUCAUCCAUUGUUCCUACUGCCCUUUCUGCAGCAAAUCCUUUUGCUGAUGCCUGGAUGCAGUCACUACAACCAGAUCCUACCCUUGACUCCAGUCCUUCUUCCAACCCUUGGCAAACAUACUCAGAAUUGCCUAACCAACCUGCCGCUCAAGCCUGUCUGGAUAUUGGAAAUGCCAAAACAGAUCUAUCCUCAACUCAGCCUCCAGCUCUUACGGAUCCUGUUCCAAGCUCACCUCAGCCUUCUUCAGAGCCUGCUGCAGAGAUGGAUAUGGGCAUCAAACCAGGCUUGGCAUCCCAUUCCCAACGCAUUUCUCAGUCUAGCACUUUGCUUGGCACAGAACUAGCCAUCCAUACUUGCAGUGAUGCAAGCACACCUGAGGAGCUAAAAGACUACAGUAUAAGCCCUGGACUAGAGAACCAAAAACAGCCCUUACCAGCUAGCCCAAUUCCUGUUGCUUUGCCAGACAUCAUGCAGGAUUUAGGUAUCUGUAGAUCUGAUCGUGCAGGAUCUGAACAUGAAGAGGAAGAACCUGAGACUCUGCCUGCAGAUGACAUGUUGGCUGGUCUGUCAACGGUGACAACUUCUGCACCAUCCUCCCAUUCUUCUGCCACAGGGGAUGAGGCUAGUGACACAGAAGGGGACAUGCAGAUCAGUGACCCUACUGAACCUGGUUCCACUGGAAACGAAUGCUUUGAUAGCACCCAAGUUGUCCACAGCAUGUCAGCCUUGGUGGAGGAAUGUGAGGAGGCCUGUGUUGAGAUGGAGGGAGGUGGUGGUAGUGACACGCCGCAGUCUGCCACUUCAGCUGCCUCCUAUGGUUUUGAGUGCACCACCUCUAAUUCUAAUGCCCAAUCUACCACAGAGAGCUGUAUCAAAAGCCCAGGCAUUUUUUCUCUCGAAAAUGAAGAGCAGCUUCCGGAUGAGGCCAAAGACCCAUCACUUAUUAAGGAGCUGAACCUUUCACCUGCCUGUGCUCCUGCAGAUGUUGACCUCCUUGACCAGCAAGGGGAGCUUCCGGUGAACUCAGAGCAGCAGUACAUGCUUUGUGAGAAGGUCACUGAGGAGUUGCCAGAGCCUUGCUCACUAGGAGGCACUGUCCCCACUGAGACAGGCUUGGAUAGCGCUUCCUCCUCGGAGCACCAACAAGACUUGGAUCUUAACGCACCACAUCCCUACUACUCCACAAUAUGCGAAAAGACUGAUAGCUUCUUGACAGGAAGUGACAUCUGUGCUCAGCAGCAAGGAAAGAUACCCACAGUCCACACAGCAAGGCCACCCAAGCAUCAUUCUGGACUACGUGUGGAUCAUGUGACACGUCUGCCUACUGAUCUUCCCCCCAGAAUGCCAAAUGCCGGGUGCAGCGCUCAACUCCGUCAGCUAGAACGUCAUCAGCAGCAGCUUGAGGAGAUUGAACAGCGGAGGGAGCAACAGAACCUAAGGGCUGAGAAACAAAUGGAGGAAGGAGAGGGAGAGAAAAAGGAGGAGAAAAACCAAGGUGAGGGAGAGCUUGAACAGAAGACCUGGGAGGAGAAAGAGAGGGAGUUGGAGGAAGAGAGGAGGGAUCUGCUCCACCUGCAAAUUCAGCAGCAGCAGCAGGAGCUGAAGCAGAGGCAGCAGAUCAUGCAGUGGCAACAAGAGCUGGAACAACAGCAACAACAAAGUAAACACCAAAACAGCCACCAGAAGAAUUUAACUACAGUUCUUCUGUCACCUUCUGGGCUUUGCACUAUUUAUGAGGCACUAGAGUCCAGUGAUGCAGAAGAAGAUUUUGAAGACAAAAUGGAAUCGAAAGAAAUGGUGCUGAAAGUAAAGGUAGAAAAUGAAUGCUCCCCCAAAGAGAGAAGUAGCAUCCCAGAGGCAGGCUCCAGUUCAGAUAACCCAGAUUCUACUAAUCCCAUUCAGUACCAUGAAGGGCUAACUCACUCUCUGGCCUUGGAUAGCCCUCCUCUUUUUGGAUCCAGCUCUCCCCAGCAGCCUUCUCCUCUGGAGCUUGACUGGAGCAAGAAAGCAGACAUUGUCCAGCAGCUGAUUAACCAGACAUUAUUAUUAAAUGGGGACAACUGCUCCCCACUUUUGCUCCUUCCUGGUGGGGCUGCUGGGACACUGAGCCCACUUGAGAUGAGCCUGUGGCCCAGCCUGCCCCCACUUACUCCACCUUCUGCCACAGUGACUUCUGUUAGCAGCUUCUCAGCUGAGAUUUCUGGCAGUUCUCCACAAGGGGAGUGGACAGUAGUGGAGCUAGAGACUCAUCAUUAAGGCCUACUGUUGGGGUAAGCAAACUAAAAAAUAACAACUACAGCUGUAGGAUGUAGAGGGUAGGAAUGAGAAGCAUCUACAGGAUUCCGUUUUUACGUUGCGAGCAGCAAUUUCUGAAAGUGAAUUUUUCAGAACCAUAAAUUUCGUAACACUCAACGCUAUUCAUGUGAAAACUGUCAGUGUUGUUCACAAUGAUGCUGUAAUUUUCUCCUGUGUACACUCUCCCCAUGUCUCCACCUAAUUCUACUGGAUAGCCAGAAAUAGACUGCACUGACGCGCUAACAGUUUAUUAUGGUAAUUCAUUUUGUACUUGCCCGCCUCUGCUAGACCGCCAUGCCAUAUCACACCAGCUCUCUGAGUCAGCGAGCCAUUUACUUGAUCGGAUUAUUGCAAGUAUCUGGCAGUCUUUCCUUUAUCAUGUAGCUGGGUAGAACAGAGUAGAAGGCACUUCUUGCCUUGUUUGCAGACAAUGUUCUUGAUGGCUUGCAUGCAAGUAAGAUUGCACUAUUAAGCAUGGAAGUUAAUUGAAAUGAUUUAGAAUUAACUAAUAAUGUUGGCAAUAAGUUCUAAAGCAUUAAUGUGAUUAGCCAAGAUUCAUUUUCUCUGUUAAUUUAAGUUUUAACUGAUGCUGUAUUUUAAGUAAAGUAAAGGAAUAGUCUUGAGGUUGAUACCAGCUAACUGGUCAAAUUAUGAAGGAAUGAAAGGCAUCAGCAAUACAUAGGAAGACAUAAGGCAUUUUUAGUAUAUUGAUGCUAAUGGGGAAAGUCGUUUACAGGAAAUUGAGCUAUCGGAUGAAAUGUUAAGGACUUAAUCAAGAUGAAUACUCUGAGACUAGAAACAUUGGUAUCAUUAUACAGUAAUUCCACUAAAAUGGAAAGGGGGGGAGCGGCGUUAUGGUGCUACUAAUAUUUCUGGAAUGCAGUUUUGAUUAUGGUAAAUAUUGAUGAGCACAAUUUGAUACAAAAACCUGGUUGUAUCAUCUUGAACUGUUCUGAUGCAGUGAUGGACCAAACCCUUAACGGUAGGCAACACUGUCGAAAGCCAUAUUUAAUCUCUCUUUGUGCCUCAUUAAUAUUUGAGAUCAGGACCGUCAUUUUAGGUUGUGUGAAUGGAUUUUGCCAUCUUGUGUAUUAUUCUACACUGUGACUGACGGGAAAUGUACAUGUCAAAUUCUAUAAAAGGUCUUGUAAUGUUUCAUGUUAUAUGGCCCCUUUCUUGUGAAAUGUCAUUCCUGUAUGUUGUAAUUGUCCCCCUGUAACUGUAAUUGUCCUUAAAGCUCAAAAGGAUUUGGUUAAAUUUAAGGGUGCAGAUGGAAUGUUGUAGCCCUUGACACUGCAUGCUCAAUCCAAAUGGGUCACAACUGUGUGUAGAUGCCCAUAAAAGUAGAUUUAAAGUCUUGUUUUCAGUAAGUAUAGGUAUUUGUAGAAAUGUCUUUUUACAUUUUGUCUGUGUAUUGAGAUUUUUUAAAAAUUUAUAUUCAAGAUUCCACUAAUAGUUUAGUCACUGAACACUGAAAUCAGGGAAUUAAGUCUCCAAGUAUAUUCAGACUAGUACUACUGUUGCUGUCAUGACAAAAGUUCAUGUCUUGAUGCCAGCAUUGAUCAGGAAUAGUGUAUGCCAGACAUGCUGGACUUGUUUGUUUAAUAAUUCACUGUAAAUAUAACAAUCAGGGAUUAAUGAAAAACAAAGGGAUCAGAAUUAUUAGAGUUAAAUCCAAAAACUCAUAUGAACUGUGAUAACAUUCUGCACAACAAAUGGAAAUGUAAUUAUUAGUUUUGUUCUGUACUACUUUGUGUAUAUUUUUGUAAUUUAUUUUAAAAUGAAGGAAUGUAUUUUUAUAUUUAGUUUGUAGAUGUUAUCAAAACCAUGGCAGCUCAACUUAUUUUUCAGACUGUGUAUGUUACUCUUUGUCUGUUUCAUUGCUGAAAGAAAAAAAUAAAACUGGACUGGUAGAUGGUAAAA
Molecule: messenger RNA, 6945 nt
Organism: Pangasianodon hypophthalmus (striped catfish)
Lineage: Eukaryota; Metazoa; Chordata; Actinopteri; Siluriformes; Pangasiidae
Gene: prr36a
Product: proline rich 36a
Exons: 6
Coding region: 487-4983 (1498 amino acids)
Source: RefSeq, a predicted model, not a curated record